Molecule: messenger RNA, 2220 nt
Organism: Colletotrichum gloeosporioides
Lineage: Eukaryota; Fungi; Ascomycota; Sordariomycetes; Glomerellales; Glomerellaceae
Exons: 2
Coding region: 1-2220 (739 amino acids)
Source: RefSeq, a predicted model, not a curated record
AUGGCGACCGCAACUUCGUCGUCGCGCCUCCUGCUCGCCCAUCGCGACUUCUCCCGCAACCUCGACACCGUUUCCUCUUCCUUCUCCUGCGGCAGCUUCUCCUCUCUACAAGCAGCACUGGCUAACGUUCCUCGCUCCCGCAGCAAUCUCGACGAAUUGCUUCCUCCCCCGAGUCUCGCUCGCAUCGAAAACGACGGCAGCGACCCCUCCGGCUCCUGGCGGCCUGCUUCCUCCAUCUACUCGCUCAACCGCGACUCCUACGCCUCCCCCGUCACGCCCAAUUUUGCAAACGUGGCUGCCCGUAAUACCUAUUCCUCCGCCGUCGCGGACAUUUCUCCCCCGAGCUCUCCUGACUUGGAUGCUCGCGGUGACGGAACCUCCACCCAGGACCGAAGUGUCUCUCCCAUAGAAGACUCGCCAAACAUGUCGCAACUCGCUCUCGAAGACCAGCAUACGGGCCAGCAGCCCACGCCCCCAAAGAGCAACAUCCCCAUGAUGCGUCGCGAGCGCAGAAAGAACCAGGACGCCGCAGCCCACACCCUGCGAGAGACCAAAUCCCAGCAGCGCCUGCGGAUCCAGCGCGAGACCAAGUGGGAUGACAUGACGGGCGAACCCACGUACCUCGACACGGGCCGUGCGGGCCAGGUCAGACCACAGGAGUAUGCCCAGGGACUCACCCAUCCGACGCCAUUUGGCAAGUCACCCGCCGCCAUGAGGGCCAUGCAGAAUGCCCCCCAGCCGCAGGAGACCUUCACCGAUCGCCUGCGCAGGCUGCGGCCCGUCGGCGCCGGGAACCCAAAGGACCAUCCAAAGGACCAGCAGCAGCCAGACGAACGUCCAUCUGCCACUGCAACUGCGCCCGUGUCCAUCGACGAGCGUCCGCCCUGGCGCGGCGCUCAUCAAAGCGGACGAACUGCAAUCGUCAACCCAGUUCGCGACACGGAGCCCAAGGAGCCUCUUAGCAUCCCGCGCAGGAGCAGCAGACGCAUCGCCGUUGGGCCUCGGCUGCCCAUCGCCGGCGUCUCUUCACCACUCUCCCCUGUUAGCCCCUCUGGAUCUGAAACGUCGCCGCGGUCGAGGACGCCCACCGUCAGAACUGUGCUCAACGCCCCCCGCCAGCUUACUGCAGGCACCAACGCGCCCUCCCCCUCGGCCACUCGAACCCCUCCGCCCGCUCAGUCCUCCUAUCCCAGCCCGCCCAACUCGGCCAGUGCUGGCGUCCAGUCCCCCGUACUUGCGACGCCCGAAGCCACUAGCAGUCCGCCUGUCACGACCCGACAGCCUGCACCCCUGCCGGGCCUGCCCGCUGCCCCUAAUGCACAUCUCGGCCAAGACAAGGCCAUUCGACGGAAGCCCCCUCCUGCCAACUCGCAAGCGCUUCACGCACCGCAACCGUCAUACUCCUCGAGCGUCUACUCUGUGGCUACCACCGUCCCGCCCGUCAGCACCCACGAGCGAUCGCCGCCUCGCGCACCGAGAUCACCCGGUGAAGCCCUCAAGGCCAACGAGCCUUGGGACCAGCCCCCGUCGCGGUUCAGCGUCACCACCUAUGCCACUUCCGCGGCGGACCAAACCCCUCGCCAGUCGACAGAUACCGCGCCUCCGCCGGUCCCCGCGCUCCCUUCGCCCCAGCAGCAGAACGGUGUCAUGAACCGCAAGCGUCCGGCUGUUCUUGGAUCCACGAGCAACGCCAUCAACGCGGACAAGCCAUUCGUUAUUUCCAUGUCCUCCCCUUACAUGUCCAGCGCCUUCCCCGACAACGACCUGCCCGCUCCUGCACGAUCAGAACUCCCCAGCCAGAAGCAGCCGAUACCGCGCGCUAGUAACGCAAGUAUGUACAGCACGUCCAGUCGACCCGAGUCGGUUUGGUCCACUAGCAAGGCCCUUCCGCCGCCGCCGACCGAGACCUCCAUGGUCAACGAUCGUGUAGGCUACCUCAACGCCCGUCUCGAGUCACUUGGCAACCGCCGCAUCAACAUCAACCAGGCCAUCAAGCAAAUGACGGAGCUCAUGCCGACCGACAGCAUCCUGGCCAGCGAAGCCGUGCUACGCAAGCGCGAGGCGGAGAAGCGCAAGGUCGAGGCUCUCAAGGUUGAGCUGGCAGAGGUCCAGCGCGAGGAGUACGAAAUAGGCCUCAAGCUGCAUCGCGCCUACAAGAGGAUGGAUCGUAAUGCGGAGUACGAGCCGACGACGCUCUGGGUGAGGAGGGUUACUGGCUGA